AUGUCACGUACCUUCUUCGACCUACCACUCGAAUCCAAGAUGGCACUCGAUGUUCAUAGUGGUGGCGUUGCCUGGCGUGGCUACAUGCCUCUCGGCGGCGAGCAUACACACGGACGUCUCGACUGGAAGGAAGGUCUCUACGUAGGCCCUGAGCACGCCGAUGACCACCCACUCGCCGGCCUCCCACUGCACGGACGUAACCAAUUUCCUGACUUUGAUCUCCCCGAGAUGAGGCCCACUGUGCUGAAAUACGUGGAUCAAGUUACGGAGCUGGGCAAGACGCUGACAGACAUGUUCUCGUUGGCGUUGGGGUUGAGUCGCGCCGAGUUGCGCCAGACACUUCUAGAGCCGGAGCCCGUUGUGCUAUUCCGGUGUUUCAAAUAUCAGGCGGUGGAGGGGCAGCUUUUUCAGGACAAGAUUGUUGGCGUAGGAGACAGGGAGAAGUCAAGGGAUGGGACUGGUGAGCAGAGUUUCGGUAUCGGCGAACAUACUGGUAAGGCGGUCUCACGACUCAAGUACACUCGGGACGCGCUCAUUAUAGCUAUAGACUUUGGUUUCCUCACCAUUCUGAAAGUGGACUCACCCGGCCUCCAGGUGAGCGAGCAUGACAUGCUCCAACAUGACAUGACAACUCUAUCUAACCCUUGGUCUAGAUCCUAUCGCCCUCGGAUAAGUGGGUAG
Messenger RNA from Metarhizium brunneum ARSEF 3297, 681 nucleotides. The record is from RefSeq and is a predicted model, not a curated record. NCBI's taxonomy places the organism in Eukaryota, Fungi, Ascomycota, Sordariomycetes, Hypocreales, Clavicipitaceae.